Messenger RNA from Scheffersomyces stipitis CBS 6054, 751 nucleotides. RefSeq names its product Cox11p (gene COX11). The coding region runs from base 11 to 751 and encodes 246 amino acids. Gene Ontology annotation, molecular function: copper ion binding. The record is from RefSeq and is a predicted model, not a curated record. The transcript is spliced from 2 exons. Gene Ontology annotation, cellular component: mitochondrial inner membrane. Lineage: Eukaryota; Fungi; Ascomycota; Pichiomycetes; Serinales; Debaryomycetaceae.
AGAUAGAAGCAUGUUGGGAAUACGUUCGUUAUCUUUAAGAACAGUCAAGGUGCACCUUGUGCCAGCUAGGGUGUCCCGUUUGCUUGCAAAUGCGAGAAGCGCAGAAAGAGCUCAUUUAGAUAAGUUAAACAAGGAAAGAGAAGAGAGACAGAAGUUCAGAAACAGAACUGCUGCCUACUACACUGCUUCAUUAGGAGUUGUCUUUCUUUCACUUGCCUUUGCAGCUGUUCCCAUUUAUAGAGCCAUUUGUCAAAGAACCGGAUGGGGUGGUAUACCAAUUACCGAUACUACUAGAUUCACGCCCGACAAGUUGAUUCCUCUUGACACUAACAAGAGAAUCAGAAUCCAGUUCACCUGUCAAUCUUCUGGUAUCUUGCCAUGGAAGUUCACUCCUUUGCAACGUGAAGUUUAUGUAGUUCCGGGAGAAACAGCUUUGGCUUUCUACAGAGCUAAAAACAUGUCUAAGGAAGACAUAAUCGGUAUGGCCACCUAUUCGGUCACCCCAGACCAUGUGGCACCUUACUUCAACAAGAUCCAGUGUUUCUGCUUUGAAGAACAGAGAUUGAGUGCAGGAGAAGAAGUCGAUAUGCCUGUGUUCUUCUUUAUUGACCCAGAAUUUGCAAAGGAUCCAGCCAUGAGAAACAUAGACGAUGUUGUUUUGCAUUACUCCUUCUUCAAGGCAGCUUACUCCGAAGGAGAACUUGCCGCAGUUCCCGUUGCUUCCAUAGAAAUGAAAGCCACUGUUGCUUGA